AUGAAACUCGCAGUCACAGUAUUGGCAUCGAUCCUGUUUGCUUGCUCGGUUACUACAGCCAAACCAGUCAAUCCCAGUGCAACUACAAGUGCUGAAGCUAGCACUUCAACCGUCACUCCCAGUGCACAAGUUACACCUUCAGUUGAUCUUAGUAAACUUUCAAAGGAUGAUGUGGAGUUGUUUGGAGAAUAUCUAGAAGCGGAUCAAGAAUAUGAAGAGAUAAAGAAAGCGCGUGACUCGGCCAAAUCUGAAGAGCUCAAUCAAGAAAAAUUGUCAAAGCGCCUAAGUGAAGAGAAUUACAAGCUGUUCAUAAAAUAUCUGAACAACAAGGAUGAUCCAGAGUAUCAAGAAGAGAAAGAAAAAAAAAUGCUGAAGAUUAGAGAAGGGAACGAAAAAUUCUUCAGCAUUCAAGAAGAGCGUCUGAAACUCGAUAAAGAUUUUUGUUACGCUGAUUGGUCGCUUCGUUUAGCCAGAAAAAAACUUGCAGAGCUCCUGUUCCAAAAUGAUCCGAAUGCAGCAUCACUGGAUUCUCGAAUCGAAUUUCUGAAAUCAAAUCGCAAUUUUGUUGAAGGUAUCUACCAAUCUCUUAUUCUCCAACUAAACAAACAGCCAAAAUCCGAGCAAGCCUCUACUAGUGGAACCCAGAACCAAUCACAACAUCAUAAAAGUCCAUCAUCACCAAGCGAAGCGUCUACAGUUCAACACACUCAAGCAUCAUCCAGUACACAAAGAGCUUCCAAAUCCCAUUCUCGUUCUCGUUUAUGGAAAACUUCCAAAUCCAAGAAUGAGCGCAAAUCAUUUUUGAGUCCACCCAGUUCUGAAGAUUCAGAUGAAUCACCCGUUUGA
Molecule: messenger RNA, 846 nt
Organism: Batrachochytrium dendrobatidis JAM81
Lineage: Eukaryota; Fungi; Chytridiomycota; Chytridiomycetes; Rhizophydiales
Exons: 1
Coding region: 1-846 (281 amino acids)
Source: RefSeq, a predicted model, not a curated record